Paramecium tetraurelia is the source of this 2979-nucleotide messenger RNA. RefSeq lists its product as uncharacterized. Gene Ontology annotation, biological process: transmembrane transport; monoatomic ion transport. Gene Ontology annotation, molecular function: monoatomic ion channel activity. NCBI's taxonomy places the organism in Eukaryota, Ciliophora, Oligohymenophorea, Peniculida, Parameciidae. The record is from RefSeq and is a predicted model, not a curated record. Gene Ontology annotation, cellular component: membrane. The transcript is spliced from 2 exons.
AUGUUAAAAAAUAGACCAAUUCUUUGUACGGAGGAGCCUCCUGAUGAAGAUCUGUUAUUUAUACAGCCGUAUCAGGUUGAAUAAGAAGUCCCAAAUGUGAGUGUAAGUAUAAGUGAAGCAAGUGAAAGCAAGGAUGAUUCAAAAAGAGUUUUUGAAAUACCUUAGGUUUUGAUUGAACAUCAUGAAUAAGAAAAGUUAAAGUAACAAGAAUUCAUGAGAAGAUCAGAACCUAAGAAAGGUUUUGCCAAAUUGGUUCAACUCUUACACAUCAGAUAAUUUAUCCAUUAAAUUCUUGCCAAAAGAAGAUUGAUCUCAAAAAUCACUAAAUAUCAUUUGUAAGUGAUUAAUGAUAAAGCAUCCUCUCUAGAUGAUGUUGGCUUUAGAAAAUUCGCUAUUAAAAUUAAACCAUUGAUUUAAAGCUUGCAAGAAAACACCUAAGCUCAAUUAGGGAAUCAAAGGUAAAGAAUUAAAGUUAUAUUAAUUUAGAAGUAAGUAGUUUCUCAUGUAGAGAACAAAAAUAUUUAUAGGAAGCUAAGUGUAGAGAUUUUACAAUCUAAUCCAAAAAAUUCCAUUAAUCAAACCAGACUCAAAGCUGAAAGUGGUUUGGGACAGUAUUCUAUUUAUUUGCAGAUUCUAUUUGCUAUUUACAAUCCCAAUAGAUUUAGCUUGGCCAUCUAUUUAAUUUUUAUUUAGUGCUUUAGAAGUUCCAACAGUAAUUUGUAUAACUCUUUUGAUAAUGGACUUUUUUGUAUGUUUAUUCCAAUCAUAUUAUCACCAAGGACAGUUGGUAACGGAUAGGAUGAUAAGGCAUAUGGCUUUGAAUUGAUAGCCAACAUUUUACUUAUUGUGUUUUACAAUAUCUCCAAUUAAUAUGACUACGGAUUUAAUGUGUUUGACAAUCCUUAUUACCUAUUUCUAUUUCUCUAAUUUGUUCAAUAUAAUAAUAUCACCUAACUAAGAUAACAACUAGAAGAUGCAUUGAAUUUAUCAAGGGAAGCAGCCUCCUUAAUGGAACUUUCAAAAUUGUUUGUUUUGCUAUUUUUCGUUAUACAUGUAUUUGCUUGUUUAUGGUUUUGGGUUGGACUUUACAGCGAAACGUACUUGGGUAGUAGUUGGCUGGAGGCUAAGCAGGUUUUAGAUAAAUCUUUUGCUGAUCAAUACUUGUACUCAUUUUAUUAUUCAACAGUAACCAUGUUCACAGUAGGAUAUGGUGAUAUAACUCCAUAAACUAAUCCAGAAAUGAUAGUUUCAAUUAUAUUUAUGUCUGUUUGCAGUGUUUAGUUAUCUUACAGUGUUAGCACAGUCAGCUCUAUUAUUGAAUAGAUAAGUGGAUUCAAAAAGGAGAAAAAAAGAAAGUUUAACAUUAUCAAUAAUUAUAUGCAACAAAAGAAUAUUAGUUAUGAAUUGCAAUUUUAGAUAAGAGAGUAUUUAAAUUAUUUUUGGGCAAUGAAAAGAAAUGAAGAAUCAAAUGAGGAGAAAGAAAUCAUUGAUGAAUUGUCAAGUAGACUAAAAUAGAGAUUGAUAUUUGAAGCCAAUUCAAGGAUUCUUUACAAUAGUCCUUUUUUUAAGAAGAAUUUUUCAUUAAAUUUUAAAAAAGAUUUGGUAAGUAAAAUCACUUCAAUCUCAAUUGCACCAGAGAAUGUUCUUGAUUAUACUAAAUAAUCACAGGAUGAGCAUAGUCUAUCGAUAUUUUUCAUAGAGCAGGGGUAGAUUGAAGUUUUUAUAGAAAAUGAGCAAUUGAGUGAAUUAUCAAGAGUUUAUAAAUUAAAAGAAGGCGAAAGUUUCGGAUUCGUAAGUUUCAUAACAGGGAAUCCUAGUGUUGAAAAGUAUAAGACUAUUGGAUUUACAAAACUAUUAAUAAUAACAAGGAAAGACUUUUUGGAUGUGAUAAAGGAUUAUCCUGACGACUAUGAAAUGUUCUAUACUUUUUUUGAAGAACUCACAUUUAAUAGUGAAAGCGAAUUGCUUACUAUGGAAUGUUUCUCUUGUAAAUCAAAAACUCAUAAAGCAAUCUCAUGUCCCCUUCUUCAUUUUAAGCCAGAUCGGGAGAAGAUUAUAAAAUCAGCCUAAUUUAGUAGAGAAUAAUAAAGAGAUAAUACAAAGAAACGAAAGGAUAUAUGCUACAUUAAGGCUAUUCUAGGUUAAAGUAUUUUAGACGAUGUGGCUAAGCAAGUCUAAUCAGAUAAUCAGCAAUUAACAUAUCUAUAUGAAGAACUUGAUGAAGACAAAUCAGCCACCCCGAAAGUCUAGUUUGUUGAUAAUUCAGAUGAAAAAUCUCACUUUAGAAACAACAACCAUGAUUCAAAAAUAUAAGUGUUUGAUUUUAAGGAGGAAUCCUUAAAGCCUCAGAAUCAAUAGAAGAAAUAGUUUUUAAGGAAAAAGUAGACAUUACAAGAUAUUGGGGAUAUUAUGUAGAACAAUAAAAAGUUGAAGGAAACUAAAGAAAAGUUUAGGUCUAUUGUUAAGAAGGUUAAUCUUAUGAAUGACUUUUUCGAAAAACAAGUUGAAGAUUCUUAACAAAAACUACUUUACUAAUACAGAGACUAUUUGAAAAUUAUCUAAUAUCGAAAAGCCAGGAUAUAGCACGUUAAAAAUAUAUACUCGAAUAAAACAAUUCAUGAAUUAGAAUUUUUUGAACUCAAACUAAAAAUGCUCCUAUAAACAGAAUUUGACACACUUCUAGAAGUAUAGAAAUCCUAUAAAUAUUUCAAACCAAGGGAUAACAUUUAUUAAGUCUUAAGCAGAACAAAAAUAUCGAUGUUAUCAAGUACUAAUGAAGUGCAGAUGUUUUUUUAGGAAAAGUCUUAGCAAUUAAUAAAGUAUCUAUUUUAUCCACAUUUAUAUAUCCAAAAAUAUCUAUACAAAUAUAAGAAGUUAGAUUAGGUGGGAGAAAUUAAGAAAACAUAAUUAUUUAAAAGAAACAAUAGAAUAUCUCUGGCAUUCAUUAUGUAAUAACAUUCGUCAAUUAAAAAACCUUGA